CAUAACAGUAAACACUGUGAUGCGAUUGUGCGAUUGAGCCAGUGACGCAGUGCAAAUAAAGAGCUGUUAUCGCGAAGUCUUUUGAGUCAAAAAUCUCGAUAACGAUUGAAGCUUUUCAAUAGUUUUUUUUUCUCGAUUUGUUCGAGAAAACCAUUCUUUUCUGGACAGGAACAUUUUGAGUUUACCGUCAGCGAAGUUGAGGGGAAAAUGAAAUAGGUAGUACCUCUCCCCUUUCGAAUCUUUACUCUCUGAAAACUGACAGUUUCGUCUAGAUUCUCUGGAAGUUGAAGACAAAUUAUUUUACGUCUGACUGUAAAGAGGUUAUCUGCUGGUUGAGGAACAAUCACCGUGAUCAUCAGAGUUUCUUUCAAGUUUUUUUUCUCCGUUUGAUCUUCAUCAUGUUUUUCUACCGCAUCUCAUGGAAGAUUGCAGCUAGCUGAUAUUUGUUCAUUCAGUUUUAAACUCUAUAGUCCAGAAGAAAUGCACAACUUCAAGGACCGACGCUACUUGUGGAAACAGCAGCUCGUGCACAGGCUGCAUUUAAAGAAGACUCAGUUCUUGUCUAUUUUACCCGACGACUCCUUCGCCAAUUUAACCAGAACGAUGAGGAACCAAAUGAUUUUGAGAACUACAGGGGAGAUGAUUCUCCCUGGAAAAAAUAGACACAGUAAUAAACAUUUCUGUAUAGCAAGCAGUUGUUAGAUUAGACAAAAAAGAACUGCUUGCUUUGCUUCGGUGUGGAGUGUAAAAAAAAGAAGGAACUUUUUUUGAGUGAGGUGCAAGAUUCUGUGUUUUGAAUGAACCUUUGGAUAUGCAAUUUUAAGAAUGAGUUUGAACUUUGUGGGGAAACUUGGAGGAGGGGGUAUCCAGCAAGUGGACAAUGGGCAGAAGGUGUUAAUUCUUGGUGCAGGCGCGGCGGGGUUGGCUGCGGCGAGCACUUUUUUGAGCCAGGGUAUUGAUCAGUUUUUGGUCAUUGAAGGAGCUGACCACAUCGGCGGGCGGGUACAAGAUGUUGAAUUUGGUGGAAUUCAAGUCGAGAGGGGCGCCAACUGGCUCCAGCCCGAGGAAGGUCUCAUUGAGAGGAUAGCUGAAAGAGCCGGUCUAGCAAGUCACAGGUUGUCGUACGGCGAAUCGUGGGAUGCGAGAAGUAGCGAUAAAGAGGUGUUCCCUGAGUGGGAGGUAGAGAAAGUGUUGUAUGAGUUUAGCAACUUCAUGGAGCAGGCGGUCGACUUUGCCGUGAAGUGCCCAGAUGGCGACAUGACCAUGAGAGAUUUCCUGGUGGAUAAGAAGUGGUCAGUCAGGUCAGAUAUUAUCCAUAAGGCCAUCGAGUGGUACCAGUUUGAUUUUGAGUACUCCAUUCCACCGGAGCAAACCUCAAUUUCAAGCAGUAACUGGGAGCGCUGCAGCGAAAACAGCAAGUUUGUCAUAGAUCAGCGGGGUUUCAAAGCGAUUUUCGCCGACGUGGUCACCCACCUGGCUCAAAAAAAUGCUCUCAGGCUAAAUAAGCGGGUCAUCUCAAUUGACCAGUCACAGAAAGACAAAGUCUAUGUGACAUGCGAUGAUGGCUCUGUCUUUUGCGCAGACGCCGUACUGCUCACUUUUAAUUUAGGCGUGCUGCAAAGCCGUCUGGUGGCGUUUAACCCACCCUUACCAAAAUGGAAAACGGCAGCCAUCGACCAUACCCCAGUCGGCGCCUUCACCAAGAUUUUCCUCAAGUUUCCCCACAAGUUCUGGGACGACAAGGAGUGGAUCAUGCACAUGAGUGACCAGCGAGGCUACUAUCCGACCUUCAUGAAUAUGGAGAUGAGUGGCCUUUUCCCUCAAGGUACCAACAUCCUCGUGGGGUUCGUCGUCGGCGACGAAGCUCGUCGAGUUGAGAACCAACCGAUCGAGGAAACUCUCCAAGAAGUCGUCUCUGUUUUGAAGGAUUUAUACGGGGAGCAGGCAGUACCCCAACCCACCGACAUUAUGCUGUCUGGGUGGCUGAAUGACCCUCUUCAGAUGGGCGCCUUCUCGGUUCCGCACACCUCAAAGAGGGUCAUUCACCAGCUACAGACUAGCGUCGGGAGGGUCUACUUUGGAGGGGAGGCUACAGAUGAGAAAUUUGCAGGGUACGUGAUCGGGGGAAUGAGGAGCGGACAGAGAGAGGCGAAGAGAAUUACACGGCAAGUGUUUGGGCGUAAGAUCAAGAGGGAAGGAUUUAGCGGUUAAUCAUGCUUUGAAUCCAGUAUUGAUUUCAUACAGCUACUAAGAACACACCUUUUAGACAAUAAUAGUAAUAUGGACUUGUAUUUGCGGAAAAUUGAUCCAGUCGCAUACAAAAAACAACAAGGGUGGCACAAAAAAUAAUUAGUACAGAACAAACUUAUCAACAAGUGAAGAGAAAAGCUUGCGAAACAGUGCAUCUUGUAUAGCAGACUUUGUCUUUGUUUAAAGAAAGGCAAGUUGUGUUUAGGCAAGUUCAUUUACUUUGAUAAGAUUACAAAAUAAAUAUAAGGUUUGCGGUAACACCGUCUAAAAAAAAAUAUAUCUAAAAAUAAUCUUUAAUUGAAUUGCCAGUGAUAAAACGGUAUAUAUUGGGAAAAAAAAAAAAAAAAAAAAAAAGAAAUUGGUGAUGGGUUGGGAAAGUAGCACCAGAGUUGUGUAUUUAGAGAGUUGCGAUAACUUGCAAUUAAAAGCCAGACGAGGCUGUGCGUUGUGCUUCAUGUGGACUGAAAAUGGGGUCCUGCAAGCAACCCCGCGUCCGACUAAAAAAACUAGUCCCUCCGUUAUGCAACUUUUGUCAAUACACAGCUCUUAGGUGUACCACAUUGAUAUUUGUAUGAAAAUGUGUCCACCAAAAUUUAUAUACAUGUAAUGGUCAAAAAAAAAAAAAAAAAAAAAAAAA
This is a messenger RNA of Asterias rubens (European starfish), 2887 nucleotides long. RefSeq names its product polyamine oxidase 1-like. The coding region runs from base 826 to 2211 and encodes 461 amino acids. The record is from RefSeq and is a predicted model, not a curated record. Gene Ontology annotation, molecular function: oxidoreductase activity. The transcript is spliced from 2 exons. Lineage: Eukaryota; Metazoa; Echinodermata; Asteroidea; Forcipulatida; Asteriidae.